Molecule: messenger RNA, 6540 nt
Organism: Penicillium egyptiacum
Lineage: Eukaryota; Fungi; Ascomycota; Eurotiomycetes; Eurotiales; Aspergillaceae
Source: the annotation of a GenBank genome assembly
AUGCAGGAGAAGGCCUCCGAUCUGUGUGAGCUCUUUGCUCAUUCGGUGCGGCGCACCCCCAACGAACUGGCAGUGGACCAUGAGAGUGGCUCACUGACCUACACCGACCUCGAUGCGGCAUCCACAUACCUAGCACAGAAGUUGCAACAGCAGGGCGUAGAAAAAGGCGACAUCGUGUGUCUUCUUACCGAGCAUGGCACUCUUAACAUUAUUGCUCUGCUCGCUGUGCUCAAGGCGAAAGCCUGCUACGUUCCCCUCGACCGGAGCUCUUGGUCUAUAGAACGCAUUGAGACUGUGCUGUCCUCGGUUGAUAGCCGUUUCCUCAUCAACACAACUGGUGCCUCAUUUGAAAACAACAAAUAUACCAUUAUUCAUCUCCAGAAGGUCGAAAUCCCACGCAGUAAUGGCAGCAGUGAUAACGCCACUGAAGUCAGUACCAUCACUGCCCCUGAAGCUCUGGCUUGUAUCAUCUUCACCAGUGGCAGCACAGGCAAACCAAAGGGUGUCAUGAUUUCCCAUCGCGCGAUAGCCAACUACGGGCAUACCAGUCCCUUCAAUAUGGAUGUCCAAGCUGGUGACCGUGUGCUCCAUAUAUUGUCGGUAGCAUUCGAUGGGAAUUCAGGCACAGUUGUGCCAGCGUCUAUGGAUACACUCUACGAAAAAGCACAGACAUGCUCGAUCCUAGCCUCAACACCCUCGAUCCUGGCCACUCUCCCCCUGCCUUCUACUGUCCCCGACAGCUACCCGUCGGUCCAUACCAUCUUACUCGGGGGCGAGACACCGAAUGGACAGCUUCUGUCACAUUGGCUUGAUUUUGGUGUGCGAAUUCUCAACGCAUAUGGCCCCACAGAGACAACCUGUGCGUCGUUGAUGCAAGAUGUGGAAGUCUCCAGCGAGACGGGAACGAUCCGCAGCAGCAUCAUUGGCAGUCCCAUGCCACAGGGACCGGUCUACCUGCUUCGGGAUGAUCUCACUCUAGUGGAUGACUAUGACACGGAGGGCGAGAUUGUCAUUUCCGGAAUUGGUUUGGCGGAGGGAUACUAUCGUAAUCCUACGCUCACAGCCGAGCGGUUCAUUACCUGGCGUGGCACACGAGUCUAUCGGACGGGUGAUCAGGGACGCUGGAUUCGUCGCAACGAUGGGGCUCGUGUGAUGGACUUCCGUGGACGCUCUGAUCGAACAGUGAAGAACCGUGGCUUCUUGGUGAAUCUCGCCGCUGAUGUAGAAGAGCCGUUGAGGAUGAUGGGCUGUGGCGUCAGCGAUGUGUAUGCGAGCAUAAUAAAGUCACGCUUGGUGGUUCUGGUAACACCAGCCUCUGUCGAACUGGAAAGUCUGCGCAUUGAGGCACAAAAACGACUGUCCUCCUUCCAUUUGCCCGAUCAUUACUGUGCCGUUGAGCGGUUCCCAAUCUCCCCCAAUGGCAAGAUUGACAGCAGGGCUAUUUCCGAGUUGCUUGACCAAAGUCAAGAUCGACUUCUUGCAGCCUCUAGUGCGAUUAUAUACGAAGGCUCAGCUGUUGACGAUCCUUCUAUGAAGUCCGAGCUGCCAGUUAAUCUGGCAACAGCUGUUUCUGAAUGCAUGUGCACCGCACUUGACUUAGACAUCCCACGUUCCCAGAUAGAUUUCAACUUCUUUGCCUUGGGCGGAAACUCACUGGCAGCUCUCCGAUUCAGCUCACUCUGUCAUGAACGUGGCAUCUCUAUCACUACCCGAGACAUCUACCGCCAUCCGACACUGCAUGGCAUUCUUCGCUGUGCCCAUGCCUUGCAGCCAAUAGCUCCAGCUAUAGAGCCGGACGGUAGAAAUACAACGCUGCAAACAUCAGCACUACGCGCGGAGGUAGCGGCACAGUUGCAUCUGGGGAAGCUGUUGCCGUUGGACACUCAAAUCGGCCGAUUGACUCCUUUGCAGCUGGAGCUGGCAGCUCCCACUCUAGAGCGCAAUGGCACCAACACCAACCAGCUCCAGUUGACGUACCCAUUGAGUGAUGCGGAGCGUAUCUGCAACGCCUGGAGACGGGUUAUUGAGUGUGAGCCUGUCUUCCGGACACAAGUCUCCCUUGAUGUCGCCUGUGGCGUGCAGAUACAGCAUGCUCCUCACCUGCGCCAGUCGGAGGGGUCAAAAGUUCGCAGCCACUUCUGUGACCCCGUGGAGCUCACUUUCCGGCGACGCGAAGAUUAUGAGGCUGCCGUGACUGAUCCUGCUCUUUUAUAUGUCGGCCUCGGUAUGCGACUAGACUUCAUCAAAUUUGUGCCCAAUGAUACAGGUGACGAGCCCGGGUCAGGAGAUACCGGUGAAAUUACAAUCAAUUGGGCGGCUCACCACGUGCUGCUCGACGGCUACUCAGUCGGGCUUAUCCUAGCGAAAGUGCAGCGAGCGGUGGAAGGGGGGCACCUGUCCCAGAGUUCAUCCUUUCUGGAUGCCUCAGAGAAACUGUUAGCGAUCCAGGGCAAACGGGAUGGUGAAGCGAGGCGAUUUUGGGCCGAUUAUUUGGAAUCAGUGCGGUCGCUCCCAGUUCUGGAUGACCAGUAUCGAUCGCAGGAGAUCAGUAACACCCCAUACCGUGCUCAGGAAAUACGCUUUUCGUGUGCGGAACAUCUGCCGCAGAUACAGAGGCUGGCUGAGGAAUGCAAAGUCACCUUGGCCACCGUCUAUUAUACCGCAUGGGCGAUGGCACUGGCACAGUAUACAGGCCGGCACCUGGUGGUCGUGGGAGCCGUCUUUUCUGGCCGCGAGACCCAGCUGGAGCACAUCGACACGAUCGGGCCGCUGAUGGCUACAUUGCCCCUCCUCUGCGAGCUGAGAAGAGAUGCAUCCAUUCCACAGCAGCUUGAGGCCGUCAUGGAGGGACUAGCGACCAUCAGUGCGUAUGCAUGGUCGUCGUCAGAUCAGAUUGGCUACCGGCUGGACAACUUGAUGGCCACACAGUACGACUUCCCGCAAAUUGAGACUACCCUCGUCCCGAAAGAGGAACGAUUCUUUGAAAACACCACAUUUUCUCUUAGUCUCCUAGCCGAAAAGGACUCUGGGUUCCGUCUGGUGUAUGACCCAGCCGCCCACAGUGACCGACGCAUGCAUACGCUAUCCCAAGCUAUGAAAAGCGCCUUAAAUACAUUGCCCGAUGCCACGACGAUCGGCAGCUGGCUGGAUUAUGCAGAUGGUGCUUUUGAGAAAUUCGGUGACAACUCGACGCUUGGAAUGGAGUGUGGUGCGCCCCGGUCUCAUUACACCCCAGAGACGCAUAUCGCAGAGGCCUUUGGGGUAACUGCAGACCGACAUGCUCAUCUUGCUGCGCUAGAAGGAUCGGAGUGCACCUUGUCCUAUGCGGAACUAGACCAGCUCUCUAAUACGGUGUGUUCCCGGCUUCGUCGAGACAUUCCCAAUGCAAAGACAGUUGCUAUCCACGCUGAUGGCUCUAUCAACUGGAUCGUAGGAAUCCUGGGCAUCCUCAAAUCGGGCUCAGCUUACUGUCCGCUCGACCCCGCCUAUUCGAUGGAUCGACGGGUUGAGGUAUAUACUCGCAGUGGAGCGGAUGCGCUGUUGAUACCAAAUGCAUGUCCCACUGCUAUGCUGCAGUUGCCGAAUAUCCAUGUACUGGUUGUCACGGAUCUGCUAGGCCAUACCGCGUGCGAUGCGAUAUCUCACCGUCUUCCCCUACCCGCAAAAGCGAACGAUGAUGCCCUCAUUGUCUUUACUUCUGGGACGACAGGUCGUCCAAAGGGUGUCCCAAUCAGCCAUCGGGGGUUGCUGGCAUUACAGUCAAACCCAGAAGCCACCAUGUUCGGCUGUCCAGGUCGUCGUAUUGCUCAAUUCAUGUCCCCGGCGUUUGAUUACUGCGCUAACGAGAUAUUUUCUGCCCUACUUCAUGGGGCUACUCUGGUUCUUCGUGAACCCAGCGACCCGUUGGCUCACCUUGCAAAAGUGGAUGUCGCGACUAUAACUCCCUCCGUGAUGAGCGCCUUAGACCCGGCUGAAUAUCCUAAUCUACGCAUGGUAAGACACUUUCUAGGUCCUUCACAAGUUUAUGCCACAGGAGAACCUGUCACCCCAGGGUUAUUAGAUCGGUGGGCUGCAAAUCGCGUAUUCUACAAUGCAUACGGCCCCGCUGAGUGUUCUAUCUGCACAUCCUUCACACGGUUGGUUCCCGGCCAGCAGGUGACGAUUGGGCAAGCCAUCCAAACCGCAAGAAUGUAUAUUUUAACUCCAGAGCUACAUCCCGUGCGCGAUGGUGCCACUGGGGAAAUAUUCCUCGCUGGCCAACAGGUGAUGCGCGGGUACAUCGGGGAUGAUCAGCAAACAGCACAUCGCGUAUUGCCUGAUCCCUGGCAUGAUGGCGAGCGAAUGUAUCGCACGGGUGACUACGGAUACUGGACAAAUGACCAGCAGAUCUGCUAUGUCGGUCGAGUGGACCGCCAAGUUAAGGUUCGGGGGUUUCGUGUAGAGCUUGCUUCGGUUGAGAUGCGAAUGUACGAAGAGGAGCCCCGGCUAGUACAGGCCGCUGUACUGGUCGUUAAUGACAACCUGGUUGCAUUUGUCAUGCCUUCUUCGAUUGAUGUGGCCCGUCUGGAAGAGAGACUCCGAAAAACCCUUCAGCCAAGCUGGGUACCGCAGAUUAUCACGCCCCUGGAUGAAUUCCCCUGGACAACAAACCGCAAGGUGGACUAUCAGAGGUUGAAGGAAAUCGGCAUCCUUGGUAAGACUGAAUCACCAAUUCCUCCGACCGGGCCUCUGUUGGACCCCAUUGCGGAGGGAAUUGCGGGAAUUUGGAAGAUAUUACUUCGUUUGGUGGACAAUGUAGCACUCGGGCCCGACGACGACUUCAGGCGCCUCGGUGGUCACUCUAUCUUGCAGAUGCUACUCGCUGCUCGUCUUGCGAGCUCUUACGGCAUUGCGAUGACGACACGGGACGUAAUUGAGCAUCCCACGUUGGGAGAACAGACAGGCCUGGUCCAGUCUCGUCAACGUCAGGCCCCCCUAUCCAAGAACUUGACUAUCUGCAAGGCCCUUCCUGAUCAUUAUCUGUCUGAGUUGGAACGUCAGACCUGGUUCCAGUAUCUUGUGGCAUCGGAUGUCCGUACGUUCAACAUUCCUGUCCUCCUCCAUCUUGAUGGUAAAUUCGACCGCCAGCUCCUUAUUCAGUCUCUGAAUGGGGUACUAGCAUCACGCAAAGUACUCCGCAGUAAUUUUAUUGAGGCUUCGACGGGACCGAUUCGGGUCUUCCGCAAUGCCCCACCUCGAGUGCAGGAAUGCAGAUCAAUCUAUGUUGCGAGAGAGGUUGCCAGGGGCUUUGACUUGGCUCGUGAUGAGCUCGUCCGUGUUUUUAUGGACCAACAGACUCUGCUGCUUGUCAUCAGCCAUGCCAUUGCCGAUCUGAACAGCGUACAGAAUCUGUUCCGGGAAACAGCAGAUGUCUAUCGAGGCUCGACUGCCCAAGUAAAUCGAUGGAACUAUCUACAAGCAUCUACCUGGUCUCGCAAGGCAACCCCUGAGGAACGCCACUUCUGGACACGUUACCUCGACGGCGCGCCUCAACGACUCUCCAUCAACCGUCAACUUACUCAAACGAGCUUUGAGGGCACGUCUCGUACCUGCCACUUUGAGGGAACUAUGAUUCACGGACUCAGAGCAUUGACGCAAAGGUACGGCGUGACCAAGCACCAGAUUGUCUGUGCCGCGACUGCUCAGAUGCUGCAGUGGCUCUGCGCGACCGAUGACGUGGUUUUAGGCUGUCCGUGGGAAAAUAGAACGUCCGACCUCGAGCGACGGUCCGCGGGUUUAUUCCUGGAUAGGCUGCCAUUGCGCAUCAAGACUCCACCAAAUGCAGACUGUGCAGGCAUCCUGGAAUCAGUGCGCGAAGCGAGCCAAAAGGCAGUGGCUUAUGCAAUCCCUUUCGAACAGAUUCUCGACAUCCUCCAUGUCCCGCGCACCAUCCGGCAGCAUCCGAUCUUUGAAGUUAUGGUCACAUUCCAUUUGAAGGGAGCCAUUGAGGACUGCCUCGAUAUCGACGGGCUCGAUGUGCAGCGCGAGAUGUGCUACGCGCCAGGAUCCAAGUUUUUGCUCAUGUUCGAAUGGACGGAGCUGGAAGUGGACCACUGGGUUCUGCGCACUGAAUAUGACCAUCACCAGAUUGCGCCUGCCACCAUCACGGUCAUUGAUCAGGCCUUACGAUGUGUCUUGGAAGGAUUGUCUUUGGAACUCUCGCGCCCAGCCAUCGAGAAACGUCUGGCGCAUACCUUCCCGGAGACUAAAGAGGAUAGUAGCUGCGAAGGUGAGAGCGAUGAUGAAAAUGCCCUUUGCGACCGGCUUGUGUAUAUCCUUCGCCGGGAGAUGGCAGCCUGUCUGAGCAUUGAUCUUGCCGAUUUUCCCUGUUCGGUGUCUUUCUUCGAAGCUGGGGGGAACUCUAUCGACGUAUGGCGAUUGCAGCGUCAGCUGAAGCGGGUUGGCGUGGAUAUGCCGAUUUGCACAGUCUUUGAGCUACCCACUGCCCAGGCCCUAGCUCGGCACAUUUGUAAACGAGUGGAUUGGCUUGGAUCUGAAUGA